Bolinopsis microptera is the source of this 2170-nucleotide messenger RNA. RefSeq names its product muscle M-line assembly protein unc-89-like. The record is from RefSeq and is a predicted model, not a curated record. Lineage: Eukaryota; Metazoa; Ctenophora; Tentaculata; Lobata; Bolinopsidae. Bases 103 to 1419 code for a protein of 438 amino acids. The transcript is spliced from 6 exons.
ACACUACUAUAUAACAAAUAAUUUGAGCUGAUGUGAAUCUGCUGACUUGAACCCUGAACUCUGAACCCUGAACCUCCCCACACACACAACAACUUGUUCUGGAUGAUCUGGCUGCUAACGGUUCUUAUAUCAUGUUUAACUGCAUCUGCUCAGAUAUGUAAUGUGACAUUGCAAGUCGGCAAGGUUAUCCAACCUAAACCCAGUGUGCUUAACGGAGCCACAUUCCUAUCUCAUUUACACACUGAUACUAAGGAACUGUGCCAAAAAGAAUGCUGCAACGAUGAAAGGUGCGAUACAGUCUUAUACACAGACUCCAAAGUAGGCCCAAAAGGAAACAACUGUUUCUAUUUCGACUGCCUGGACCACUGUGUCUUUCGAGACUCAACUCCAGAAGAGAGUAAUUUCUCUGUCGCAAUCAUUUCACGAUCAACCGCUCCCCAAGAAUUACCAGAUUUUUCUAACAUAUUUGUGAGCUCCGGACCGGAUGUAGUGAAUCAUGCUGAUAAUGCGACUGAGAGCCAUCAAGCAGCUGAUUCUCCUGUUGAACCACAGAAAAGUUCUACUCCAGCCAGUGAUGUGAAAGCUGACGAGGAAAAAGUACAGCCUGAUACUUCCGCUCCAUUAGAACAACAACAACCUGAAAGUCAAUCAGCAGAACCUGUAGCAGAACCUGUAGCAAAAAUCCCCGAUUCUCCUUCGGAAAUUCCGGAAUCUCAGGUCAAAACCCCAGAUGCUACGGUAAAACCCGAAGUUUCUGCAACCUCCAAAGUCGAAACCGCAAAGAACAACACAGUAGACGCGAAAGAGGUACAGAAAGAAGCCGAGCAGACCGAACCAACCCAAUCUUCAUCCCCAGACACCAACGCUGUCACAGUGAAAAACAACGACGAGAAGCCAGACAUUCCUGACACGAUUCAGAAAGCUGUUCCCAAACCAGCCACAGCAAAACCUGACGAUGUUGUAACAGAGAAGGAAGAAGUGACUCCUACUGAAAAAGCGAAACUCCCUAACGAAGUUCCUGUUGUUGAAGGUAAAGUGGAGGUUAAUACAGAUGUGAAGGUGAAUGGGACGGUGAGUAAAGCGAGCACUUCUGAGGAGGACCAGAGUAAAACUGUGAUCGGGCAGGAGAAACAACCUGCAGUUGUCGUGGUUGAUAAGCCUGAGGAAACUAAGAAAAAAUCCGACGAAUCUAUGCCAGCAGCUAACGUUAGUGUCGAGGUAGAUAUCCACACUAUCCAGACUAAACAACCUGACACCUACACAAAGAAAGAUGUUAUGUUUUGGGUUUCCGUUGUCGGCGGCUCAACUCUCAUCGUCCUCGGUCUUGGUCUCGUCGUUCGUUACUAUGGAAACAAGAGGAGACGCCUCUACUCCUCCCUUACUGACGAUUACCUUAUCAAUGGAAUGUACAGUAUCUAGAUGUGCGGAUAUUUUAUCAUGUUUCCAUGGUUACCGGACUUUAAGUUCGCUCCUUGUCUUGUUCAUUUGUAUUUAUCUUGUGGAACUGCGGUCAUAUUCUUCAGAGUAGAUGAAAACUUACAGUUUAAUUUAUAAUUCAGAUAAUUAGAUAUAUGCUGGCCAAUCAUUUUAUUCAGCAAAUAUAGAUAUAGUUGUAUCAGUUCAUGGUUAACUGUUUAAUAUUGCAUUGUUCAUGUAUAAUAUAUAUAUGAAAUCAAUCGACCUUUUAAAGGAAGAACGAUUUGUAAAUUGAUCGUUUUACGAAAUAUUUUAACCAUUUCAAAAAUCAAAAAAAAACUUGUAAAAAGUGAUACAUUUUUAUUCUUAAUUAACACUUAAUUAAUAGUAAAAUAUUGCGAUGUUUCAUGGGCUGCUGAAUGUAAAUACGUAGCAUUGCCAGCGGAGAAUUGUUUAUUUUGCCACCAUUUGUUGAUAAUUAAGUAAUAAUUCGAUGAUUAAGUGAUAAUUCGAUCAGAGUAAAUUAAUAAUAAUUAUUAAGUAUUGGUAUAUUUAACUAAAUUAUGAAUGAAUAAGACUCUUAACUUUAACUUCCUCAAAUUGCUUAACAUUUUGUUUGAUGUAUUUACUUCUUUUUCCUUAUAGUUUACAGCUCGGCUAGAAAUGCGAUGGUAGAGUGUUAUCUUUUGUUUGUUUGAAUGAAUUUAAAAUCUUGUUUUAAUGUAAAAGCUCUUCAUUUUCUUUACUUCAACUA